AGCCCGUAGACACACGCAGCUCGCGGCCACGCGUUUCUCCACCGCGUCUGGAAGAAGCGAAGUCCGGAUAACGCAACACACUGGCACGCAAACAUUUCUCCGCUGCGUUAUCACCUUUCUAUGGAGACCAGAUAAGGCCACUCCAUGACAGUUUCAAGACGCGCACAACGUCUUUGCGCAUCCCACAGCAGCGAGUCUCAUCUUGGAAUUGCUGAAAAUACUACAAGACAUUAGACAACGCUGCACGCACCGCUCCAGACCUGCCAUGACCGCAGGGGUUAGUGAAAUGGCUCGCUUGGGGCUGUGUGGGCUUUUAUUCGGGCUGCUGAGGCUCAGCUCGGCGUGUCCUGGGUCGUGCUUUUGCAAUGCCUCGAGGAUCUCGUGUAUCGAUCAAGAACCAGGGAUCGAGGAUUUCCCUGUCUUGAUGCCGGAGUCUGACAUGGAAAACAUCACGGAUAUAUACAUCUCAAAUCAAAAAAGGCUACUUACAAUCAGUGAGGACCAUAUGAAGUUCUACUCAAAUCUCAGAAAUUUAACAGUGACCAAUACUCAUCUGACAUAUGUAUCUACGAUGGCCUUCUUCAACAACUCCAAACUUCAAUAUCUGAAUCUCAGAGACAAUAACUUAUCAACACUGUCUUGGAGGGCACUUCGUAAUUCAAACUUGUCCACUUUGUUGCUCUCCGGAAACCCUUUGCAAUGUGAAUGUAAGAACAUCUGGAUCAAAGUCUGGUUGGAUGACAGUGAGAGAGAUGGGCUGCAGUGUCUACUGGAAGGAGGAAGAGCAAAAGCCCUCUCUAGACUCAAUCUUCCUUCAUGUGAGUAUCCACAUGUCGAUGUCAUCCCUGCUGUUGUCAGUCAAAUGGCAGGAAGUGAUGCCACAGUGGUGUGUAGUGUGUCAGGAGCCCCGACCCCUGAGCUCUCCUGGAGCUUAAACUCCAGUGAUAACCCUCCUCUCUCAACCAGCCAUGAGAUUUCUCACACAAUGGGGCUGCAGUCUAUUCUGACUCUGAGUGGACUUUCACCUGAUGACAAUGGCAGAGAGCUCACCUGUAGUGCCGAGAACAUUGUGGGCCAGACUGAGGCUUCAGUCCUUCUCAAUAUUCUUUUUCCCCCUAGUAUCGUGCAGCUGUACCAGCCUGUGAGAAACCAGGACUGGUGCAUCCCUUUCACUGUGACGGGCAACCCAAGGCCUGAUCUGCACUGGUACCACGAGGGAAAUCUGCUGGAGGAGCAGCAGUUCAUCAGGACUGAAAUCCAUGAAAUCACGGAUACAGAGUACCACGGCUGCCUGCAACUGGUCAUUCCCACUCAUAUCCAUAACGGCAUUUACACGCUGGUGGCUAGCAAUGAGUUCGGAGAGGACAGGGCAAACGUGUCGGCACACUUCAUGCACACACCUGAUGUGGACCACUCAGGGACAGAGGGAGUGUUUUAUUAUGAAACAACAUUUAGUCCAGAAACCCCACUGGAGGACAAAGUUGCGGUUUAUAUAGUGGUUGGAAUAGCUGGCUUUGCUUUAACUGGGUGUAUCCUGAUGUUAGUUUUCCUCAAGUAUGGCAGAAGCUCCAAGUUUCGUAUGAAAGGCUCUUCAUCUGUAAUCAGUAAUGACGACGACUCAGCCAGCCCGCUUCACCACGUUUCCAAUGGCAACAACACGCCAUCAUCAUCAGAGAUAUGCCUAGAUGCCGUUAUCAUCGGAAUGACUAAGAGUCCAGUCAUCGAGAACCCCCAGUACUUCCGCAACCCUGGCAGCAUGCUGAAAUCGGACACUCUCGUCCAACACAUAAAACGUCACAACAUUCUGCUGAAGAGGGAGCUAGGAGAAGGGGCUUUUGGAAAAGUGUUCUUAGCUGAAUGCUACAACUUGUCUCCUGACCAAGAGAAGAUUUUGGUGGCUGUUAAGACUCUGAAGGAAGCCAGUGAAAGUGGACGAGCAGAUUUCCACCGAGAGGCAGAACUCCUGACCAACCUGCAGCAUAAGCACAUUGUCAAGUUUUAUGGCGUGUGUGUAGAAAGCGACCCUCUCAUUAUGGUGUUUGAGUACAUGAAACAUGGAGACCUCAACAAGUUUCUCAGGGCUCAUGGACCAGAUGCAGUGCUGAUGGCAGAUGGACAGCAGAGUUUGCUGGUGGAGUUAACUCAGCCUCAGAUGCUGCACAUUGCUCAGCAGAUAGCAGCAGGCAUGGUAUAUCUGGCCUCACAGCAUUUCGUGCACAGAGACCUGGCCACACGCAACUGUCUGGUGGGAGAGAACCUGCUUGUCAAGAUAGGAGACUUUGGCAUGUCCAGAGAUGUGUACAGCACUGACUACUAUAGGGUGGGUGGUCACACCAUGCUGCCCAUCCGCUGGAUGCCCCCAGAGAGCAUCAUGUACAGGAGAUUCACCACAGAGAGUGACGUGUGGAGUUUGGGUGUGGUCCUCUGGGAAAUAUUCACAUAUGGCAAGCAACCCUGGUACCAGCUUUCAAACAAUGAGGUGAUCGAGUGUAUCACACAGGGUCGGGUGUUGCAGAGACCUCGUACUUGCCCCAAAGAGGUGUAUGACCUGAUGCUGGGCUGCUGGCAGAGGGAGCCCUACAUGAGACUCAACAUCAAAGAAAUCCACAACCUGCUCCAGAGCCUAGCCAAGGCCUCGCCUGUUUACUUGGACAUCUUGGGCUGAUCCGUUUGCCAGUAUGGGUGUGUAAAUGUGUAGGAAAAGUGUGUGUGAAUGUGUGGUAUGAAAGGAGUAAGGAAUGGUUUCGAUUAAGAUGAGUGAUUGAAUAUAGAUGUGUGUGCGUCUCUGUGUGUGUGUUCAUGAAAAUGGCUUGUGCUUCAGCACUCUAACCACAUAGACUAAAAGGCCUUAAAGUUCACUGUGUGCAUUGCUUUGAGUUUUCCCACGUGUGGACAGGUCCAUCUAUCGUGCAUCAAUAUGUUUUCUAAAAACC
Carassius carassius (crucian carp) is the source of this 2933-nucleotide messenger RNA. Its product is annotated as BDNF/NT-3 growth factors receptor-like. The record is from RefSeq and is a predicted model, not a curated record. Gene Ontology annotation, cellular component: plasma membrane; signaling receptor complex; axon. The transcript is spliced from 18 exons. Gene Ontology annotation, biological process: regulation of phosphatidylinositol 3-kinase/protein kinase B signal transduction; trans-synaptic signaling by neuropeptide, modulating synaptic transmission; multicellular organism development. Gene Ontology annotation, molecular function: ATP binding; brain-derived neurotrophic factor binding; brain-derived neurotrophic factor receptor activity. NCBI's taxonomy places the organism in Eukaryota, Metazoa, Chordata, Actinopteri, Cypriniformes, Cyprinidae. The coding region runs from base 266 to 2665 and encodes 799 amino acids.